CGGGGCGACUCAGACACCAAGGAGACGAAAUAAAACCAGUCGCACCAAAGAGAGGCAGCGUUAUUUAGGCAGCUGGCUACUCCCCGUGAGCCUCCGCCCAGUCCCCUGGGCCCGGCGCCCGGAGCUCAGACGGUGCCCGGCUCCGGGAGCCCCAGCUCCCUCCACGUGUCCUGUCUUCCCAGCAGCCUCCUCUGCUGCCUCAGGAGGAAAACCUCCUGACAACUCGCGGUCUGCGGACUACGACUCCCAGGAGGGGCCGCGCCGCCUCUCUCCCCGCCCCCCUACCCGGGACACGCAGGCGCUCUGGGUUCCGUCAACAAGCCGGGCAGGCGUCGACUGGAUACAGUGUCUUGUGGGAUUUGUAGUUUUGCUGGCUCUAGCCGGGCCGUCAGUCAGAGGGACAAAAACUACAAGUCUCGGCUGCCCCGGCGUGACGAGCUCGGUCACGUGGCAAGAGGCCGACAGGGCGUGCGUGCCGCCGUUGAUCCGGUGCUGCAGUGAGGAGGUGGUUCUUACCCGUGUUGUGUGUGUGUGUGUGAGUGAGAGAGCGAGUGAGUGAGUGAGUGAGUGUGUGUGUGGGGGGACUCGGCUUGUUGUUGUCGGUGACUUCCCCCUCCCCUCCACCCCUUCCCCUCCCCGCCGCCGCUGCAGUGGCCGCUCCCUGGGCCGUAGGAAAUGAGCGAUAACGAUGACAUCGAGGUGGAGAGCGACGCUGACAAACGGGCUCAUCAUAAUGCACUGGAACGAAAACGUAGGGACCACAUUAAAGACAGCUUUCACAGUUUGCGGGACUCAGUCCCAUCACUCCAAGGAGAGAAGGCAUCCCGGGCCCAAAUCCUAGACAAAGCCACAGAGUAUAUCCAAUAUAUGCGAAGGAAAAACCACACACACCAGCAAGACAUUGACGACCUCAAGCGGCAGAAUGCUCUUCUGGAGCAGCAAGGGGAAAGCGAGAGCUGAUCAAGUUCUUUGUUCCUGGGGAAUUCACUUCUCUUCCUCCCUCAUGGAAGAUGCAAGUAAAAGGAAAUUCCGUGCACUGGAGAAGGCGAGGUCAAGUGCCCAGCUGCAGACCAACUACCCCUCCUCAGACAACAGCCUCUACACCAACGCCAAGGGCAGCACCAUCUCUGCCUUCGAUGGGGGCUCGGACUCCAGCUCGGAGUCGGAGCCUGAAGAGCCCCAAAGCAGGAAGAAACUCCGGAUGGAGGCCAGCUAAGCUACUCGGGGCAGGCCAGCAAUAAAAACUGUCUGUCUCCAUCGUCUCAUCCUCCUUUCAGUUCAUCGUUAGAACCCUCAGAACCAUUUAAGAGACUCUUUAUUUUUCUCUUUCUCCCUUUUUUUUUUAAUUUUUAUUUUUACGUAGAAGCUCUUGGACAACAGCUCUCGUUUCUCCUUCCCCAUUUCCACUAUUUUUUUUAAUGUAUUCCCUUCAGGGAUUCCCUGUCCCCACCAGGAAUUUUUAAACCAAAACACCCCAACUUGGCAGCUUUUUCUGUGGAGGACAGACGGCCGGCCGGACCUCUGAGCACAUAGUGUCCUGCCCACCCCACCAGCUCCUUCAGCCCUGCCGGCACGUGCCUGGAGGAUGCCUGCCCCGCCCAGGCGUCUCCUCCCGGUCCACCCGCACCUCUGUUUGAUAGACUUUGUGAAUCUGUGAACUGCUCUACUUUGAGAAGACAACCGGAUUGGAGUAAUCAGAAUUACCCCUCUUCCUUUUUUUAAGGAUUUUUUUUUUCUUUUUCUAAAAAGCUAUUUAUCGCUCCUAUUGGAAGACCAGAUCCUUAAAGAAGUUUGUGGCAUGUAAGGAAAGUGGGGACAAAUUUGCAGCGCAGAGUCUUUCGCAUUUCACUCCUGCAGCCAGCUGUUUAAGCCUGCGGUACCAGCCUUACGGAGGGCCACGUGACACUCUAGGGGUAUGUGUGGGAGACGGCAGCAGUGAAUCGGCAACCUCCAGGAGUGGUUAUUUUGGGGGUGGGACAGGGAGGGAGUAUUGGGUGGGGUAGAGGUUUUGUAUUGAGGGCCAGUGAUGAUGUUUUGAUAUUUAUUUCCUGCUACUGAAAUUUGAAUCUGAGUGAAUUGUCCCUAUUUCUCAUGAUGUCGAUAUUGCAAAGCGACAGAUUCAUAAAGUAAUGAUCAAAUCUUCCUUUCUUUCCAUGUAUAUUUCUAAGAAAUAGAGCCAACUGAUUUUCUAUGUAAAUACCAAGAGCAAUUUACCUGGUACUAACCCGCACCCCAGUGCGGACCCUUCCUGCCCUCACCCCACUUCCUUUCCUGCUGUCCUGGAACCUGUCUCCAUGGUGUGAUCCAGCCCUGGUUCUGGCUGUGGUCAACAGAUCCCAGUGAAGGGUUUUGUGUGUUUAGGCCUCAUUUCUUUGUCGUUUUCCUACUCCGUUCCUGGCAUUUGCUGAUUUCUAGUGUAUACUCUGUAGUCUCAGUCUGUGUUUGAUUCCAUUCCAUGGAAAUAAAAAGUAUGUUGUACAUACUGCCGAAAAAUUGUCUUGCAAGUUAAGGCUUCCCCCUUUACUAUAAGACUAUAAAUAAAAACUUAUUUUAUCCUUC
This is a messenger RNA of Microcebus murinus (gray mouse lemur), 2559 nucleotides long. RefSeq names its product MYC associated transcriptional regulator X (gene MAX). Lineage: Eukaryota; Metazoa; Chordata; Mammalia; Primates; Cheirogaleidae. The record is from RefSeq and is a predicted model, not a curated record. Gene Ontology annotation, molecular function: DNA-binding transcription factor activity; protein dimerization activity. Gene Ontology annotation, cellular component: RNA polymerase II transcription regulator complex. Gene Ontology annotation, biological process: positive regulation of transcription by RNA polymerase II.